Molecule: messenger RNA, 10450 nt
Organism: Apodemus sylvaticus (European woodmouse)
Lineage: Eukaryota; Metazoa; Chordata; Mammalia; Rodentia; Muridae
Gene: Crybg3
Product: crystallin beta-gamma domain containing 3
Exons: 22
Coding region: 165-8999 (2944 amino acids)
Biological process (GO): visual perception; lens development in camera-type eye
Molecular function (GO): structural constituent of eye lens
Source: RefSeq, a predicted model, not a curated record
AGGAGGAGCCGCACGGGGAGCGCUCGUGCCGGCCGGGCUGGAGGAGCCGCGCCGGCGGCCCGCGCCGAGCCGACUCCUGCUGCGCUCAGCGAGCCAGGGCUGCGGCCACCCGCGCUCCGGCCAGCGGCUCGUCGGGGCCCGCGGACGCCGCCGGCGUGGGGGAGAUGUCCGGCGGCCGCAGGAGGGGCAGCGCCCCCUGGCACAGCUUCUCUCGGUUCUUCGCUCCGCGGAACCCUUCCCGGGACAAGGAAGAGGAAGAGGAGGAGAAGCCGGGGACCGGCCAGCCGGCGGGAGCGAGCCGGAGUGCAGCCAGUGUUGAAAAUGAGUCCAUGAGCGCAAGUCAGAAAAAGGAAAAUGCGCUUUCAUCAGAAGCAGUAAAGAUUGCCCAAGGGGAGGACAGAAGGAACCAGGAUGAGAAGCCAGCCAUUCUUCCCGCAGUGGAUGAUCUCCCAAAGCCAAAGGACCUUCCAGAUUCCACGUCAGAUGCCAAAACAGGAGAAAGCGAUCGGCAGCCCAAAGAAAGCUUUUUUCAGUUUCUUGGGAACUUAUUCAAUAUCUCAGGAAAGUCAUCUCUUGGAGAGGUUAAGCAAUCUUCUUUCAAAGAUGACCAGGAUAAACCGGAGAAAGACCCACAGACUCCCAGCAUUCCUCCUGAGGAGGGGAGCCAAAGGGAGGAGGAGAUUGCCAGCUGCCUCAGGAGGACUCAGGCACUUCCUGUGGACCAACCAGAGUCCAACUCCUCGGAACUCUCCGAUACCUUUUCUUUGGAUACAACACAAGAUAGUGAACAGGAAACCACUGAUAUGCUGAAAAAUGAUGUGGAUGGUAAGCCAGAGAAACCUUCAGUGACAUAUGCAACAUACAGAGGUCCCACACAGAUCAGGAAGUAUUUGAAGCAACAGCCUGUGUUGGAAACUGUGAAUCACUUAGAUGGAGAAGAUGGAAGCUCUGACUCAAGUUCGCAGGCACACAUUGGCUCUAGAAGCAUAGCGGACACUGUGAUGGUCCCGUUGUCCACAGCCAGCAAAGACGUCACCACAAAAGGAUAUUUACAUGGAGGUCCAUUAGAAGUCUCUGGUUAUAGCCAAAUAAAUACCAACCUAGAAAGCAACCAGGAAAGCAUCCCAGGACUGCAGAACAUUGCUUCAUCUAAGUAUGUUUUAGAUAAAAAUAGCCAUGGAGGACCCAGGAGCAGUCAGACCUCCCCUUCUUCUGCGUCUAACCUCAGCUAUGCUGUUGGGGACCCUAACUCACAGAAAGAGAGUGGUUUAGUAGGUUCAUCCGUGUUUAGAGGAAGCAAAAGUAGCCAGGGCCCUUGUCCAGAAUUUCAAGGAAGAACUGCGACUGAAAAUCCACUGAGAGUAAACAGCUCUGCCGUGAGUGACGGGCUGCCGUCAGUGCCAGGAGAGGAGUAUACUCAGCCUCAGAGGCCUGCUGUUCCUGAUUUCUCUUGUAGUAAAUCUGAUGGGAGUGACGCUACCAAAAUGGAAAGUACAAAUUUGCCGAGUUCACAUAAAUCAAUUAGGCAUAAAGAUGUACGGUUGCCAGAGAGUAAGUGUUGUGACAAGCCAGCUGUAGAUAACCCAUCAAGGCAGAACGUCAAUCUCACUGGCAUGAAGGCUUCCCAGGGACGUGCUGUGACAGACUCAGAACUUGCAAAUGAAGGAAAGAUAGUACCUGCCCGAGACUCACAGAAAAAUGUGGUUUCAGAAAUCUUGAAAGCAACAGAAUGUGCCUCAGGGAGUGAGCCCACAACUUUAAGUUGCAGAAGAACUCCUGAAGUCAGAAUUGAGUCCUUACCCCAAGAAACUGAGCCAUCAUGUGAGACAGAAACCAAAAAGCUCCUUUUGGAACUAAAUGUCAAAACUCUUUCAGAAAUGGGGAAAACUCAAGAGGAUCCUGGGUCUGUGAAGUGUGUCAAUGACUCAGCAGUUGUAGCAGGCACGGAAAGCGAAAAAGCACAUGAACUAAAAUCUGAACUGAACAGAAAUCCUAUUUCUGAAUCUCCUAUUCUCUUAGAGAAUCCUCAGCAAGGUGGUGUUUUCUCUGAUGCUGAGACACCUCUUAACCUUGACUGUAAAACUUCUGAUUACAGUGCCUCACCUCCUACCUUUGUUUCUAGAAUCAACAGGCUUGGCAAGUUGGGUUUCUCUGGUUUAAAGAGUGAGAGAUCUACGUCCAGUAAGACUGGACAGGCUGAUGAUUUUUCUUAUCCUAAUGAGUGUCAAGAUGAAGAUGUGGGAGCUCGUUCUGGGGCUGCGGGCAGGGAGAAGCCUGCCCUUUGCCUUGGACAUUCAUCUUCAAGCCUUGAAUCCAAGGAAAUUCUUCCUGAUGGCGAAAAAUGCCAAUUCCCUUCAGGUCCUGAAACUGCUGGGAUAGAUCUGAUAAAGUUUGAGCGUGGAGACAUCGCUAAGGAUCUCAAUUCUGUUCCAUCUCAUGGUCCUAAGAAAGCAGAGUUAAUAUCCUCAGAUGCUAAGGCUAGUAAGAGCACUGUAGAGGAGAUGGAUUCUUUUCCCUUGGAAACCCAAACUGCUAAAAUAUUAGGAAAAGUAGAGGCUUGUGAUCAGAGCAGCUUCCCUGUUGAGUCCAGUUCUGGAAGACAAAAAGCCUUGUCUAUGCUCUCUCUUUCUCAUGAAGAACCCAGAGAUGUUUCUCAGUGUGACAUUUCCUCUUCUCAAGUAACAGUUGCGGAAAAGCUAGUAGAGACUGUCUUCUCCGAGUUAAAUUAUCUAGGUAUGGAAAAGGAUGAAGAUGUUCAACCAGUGCAUCUCAGAGAGAUUAAAGAGUUGUGUUUCAGUAGUGGCUUUAAAGAAAAUCACCAGACUGGGAUUUCUCCUGCCUCCAACCAUCACAGCAUACAAGAAACAGAGAUAAACACCCUAGAUAACUCUGCUUCUGUUCUCAAAAGUAAUCUGCCUGGGAUUAUACCUCUUGCUCCAGAGGAGGAAUCCACACGGCACGUGACACAGAAUUGUAAAGCCAGCACUUGCCUAAUCAGUGCCUCUUUGGCUCCUUGUAUGACUAAAAAGAGUUCUAGCAUCUCUGAAAUGGAAGAACUGAGCUUAGACAAUAUUUCUCCAAAAUUCCAAGAAACUGACGACACACACGUAUAUACACCUUUUCUGGGUUCUGAUGCCCAUUUGGAGAAAAAUGGGUUUGCACCUGAGGGCUCCAGCUCACUGAAUGUGCCUUCUCUACCGGGGUUAGCAAAGGAAGCCUCAUCACAUAGAGACGACUCUCAUCUCCAGAGUGCUGGUACUAGUACCACAUCCCCUUCCUUUUGUCACACUAAGGGAGAGAGCACAGCUGUAAAUUCUCAUGAUCUCCCAAGUAAUUUUGAGUCUUUAGAAGUUACUGUAAAUCUCACAUGUCAAGGUGCUUCUGUUACUACUGAUCCACUGGGUCAUAAUAACUUUUAUUUGGCAUUAGACACACCUAGUCCAAAAGGGGAAGAGGUGACCUCACUUCAGGCGUGUUUGGACACUCAUGCUAGGAAGGCAUCUUUUGAUUCCCCAGCCACUGCCUACCUUGACAAUCUCAUGAAAACGGAGGCAGGAACAGUUGCUGGGACACCAGUGUCAGUUAACCGAUCAUGCCGGCAGUGUUCUGAGGCACCUGCUGACCAGACAGAAGCAAGGAGAAGAGCACAUGACCCACUUUUACUCAGAAGUGGUUUACUCGAAAAAGCUGAUACAUUGACUGAGGAGAUUUUAAGUUCUGUCAGAGAAGAACUAAAAUCCAAACGCACGGUUGGUACCUGCCAGGAGCAUCUAGCCCAAGAUGAUCUAAUGAACCCACGCACUGUGAAAGAAGCUAUCCCAUCAGAAGUGGUGUUAGCAGGGCUCCAACUGAAAGAGAGUUUGGACGAGAAAGGUGUGGACAAUAUGUCAGAAGUCAAAGAGGAAGAUGAGAGCCGUGAUUCAUCUGCGGUUGGUGAGACAGGUCUUCUUUUUGAUCUUGAUAGAGUGAAUAGCUCUUAUACGUUAGAAGAACAGACCAGGGAGUUAGUCAAUGAGGUUAUUUAUGCAGCCCAACAAAAUUUGAUAAAUGAUGCUUUUGAUGAGAUUGAAAAUACCUGGGUUUCUGAAUCUCAGGCUAACACUUCAAAAACCUGGAACAGUAGUGGUGGUGUUAAUCCACAUGCGAUAGUUAGGGAGUUCUUGGUAUCAGAGCAGGCAGUAAAUCAAAGCACGUGUGAAAUUAGUGAAAAUGAAGUAUUAAAUAAAUUCUCCUCCGUGAGUCACUUAGUUAGUGGCACUGAGUCAAUCAGAGGAAGAGAAAUUGUUCCCUAUCAAGAGUCCCCAUGUUUUGGAAGUGGAGCUGGGCAGUCUGAUAGCAUAAAUUUGCAGAAAUUAGAGACUGUUUUCCAAGCUGAAGACAUGCCCCAUACAAGGUUAGAGGAUAACGUGAAGCCGCACUUCUUUGUCAGUGAGGACUGUAAAAAGGCAGCAGAAACAGAGUGUGUGGAUAAUCACAAAAUGGCAACGGAAGAUACUAGAACUCUUGUAUUAAAUUUCAACUUGCCUCUUGCAAAUGAUGACAUCCAUGUGCCUAGCACCUCCAAAAACAGUUUUUCUGAUAGCCUUGUGUGCAUAUCUGAAAAAAGUUUUCCAGGACAUAAUAAAACCACACCCCUUGCCAUGUCAGAUUUAGGGAAAGCACACAAAAACAAUAGUGAAGUAAAUGUAGGGAAAAUGGCACUGAUACCUUCCAUGUUGGAAAUAGGAAAGACAAACAAAAGGGAUGCCGAAUUGAAUAUUAUGAAACAUGAAGCAGCCCCUCUUAUGCCGCAUAGAGAAAAAGCGUGUAAAAUGGACGCCGAAUUGAGCCUUGGGAAAGCAGAGCCGGAGCUUAACAUGUUCACAAGAGGAGGCAUAUACCAAAUGGAUGCUCAGAGGUAUGUUGAAAAACCCGAGGAGUUACCCAUCACUUUGGGAAUGGAAAAAGCUUAUAAGAUGGAUAGCGAGGGGGACAUUGGCAAAGCUGAGGUGAUGCCUGUUAUGUCAGAACUGAAAACUGUCCAUCUAAAAGAUGCUGAGGGAGAUAUUGUAAAGACUGAGGUGGCACCGAUUUCAAUUGAGAUGGAAAGCUUUUACCAGAAACACGCCGAAGGGGAUGUUGGCAAGACGGGAGUUGGGUCUGUGAUGUCAGAAGUGGAAAUUUUCUACCAAAAGGAUGCUAUGGGAAUUGCUUCGAAGGCUGAAGUGACAGGUGUUACAUUAGGAAUGGAAGACACUCACCAAAAGGAUGAAGAAAGUAAUGUUGCGAAGACUGAUGUGGUAGGCAUGGUACCUGUUGAACUGGAAAUGGAAGAUAUUUAUCAUAAGAGCUCUGAAGGAAGUACUGACAGCACUGAGGGGAUGCCUGUAAGGCUAGAAGUGGUAAAUACAUACCAAAAAUACAGUGACAGAGUUGCUGGAACGAUGGAGAGACCUGUGUCUCCCCUAAGGGAUGCUGAAGCUGUCCUAGGAAAUCCCGAGACAGUCCCAUUUGUGUUAGAUGUGAAAGAAACCUACCAGGAAACAGUACAUCCUCCCUUCGACAUCUUGGAAAAAAGAGUCCAAGGAGACACUGAAGAGUCAAAUGGGACAACUGAGCCUGUGCCUUCUAAGAUAGAAAUGGAAGUAAUGGCCCCAGAAGAUUCCAGUGGCAGCAUCGAGAACUGUGAAGAGCUACCUACAGAUGUCGCCCUUGAGAGCACCAAUGGAGCAGCGCCAGAGGUGACCAUUACAGCAAUGGAGGGCAAGGGUCCUGUCUUUGAAAGUGAAGAGUGUCCCCAGGAGUACAUGAAGAGUGUUGGGGAAAUAGAAGAGCUGCCCAGUAAAGAAGGCUUGAUCCCGCACGACGACAGACUUGCUUCACAUUUCAGGGGCUAUGAAUCACCUACACUAAGUAAGGAUUAUGAGGGCUACCCGGCCUUAGCAAUGCCAGAUUUUCAAGAGGAGGACACAGUAGUGAGGCUCAACAAAAUAAUGUCUGUUCCUGUAGUAUAUGACAAGAGGAGAGAUCUGGAUUAUAGAGAAGAAAGGGAAGAAUCCAAUUUGGCCUUUGUCUCUCAAGAUGAACAAGACAGUUCUUCCUUUACUAUAUUGUAUGAGGAACCCCUGCAAGAGGAGGAGAGGUAUACCCCUGCAGAAUUACGAGGAACACGGUCUCUCUCGUUUUCUGACCCCUCCUCCAGCAGCCUGCCUGGCCUGGCAUGCGAAAGGUCUGAGAGCAGAACCGACCUGGUCCACCAUUUUGAAAAAGAAGGCAAGCUGGCUGAGGCGUUUGAUGGAGACAAUUCAGAGAUGUUUUUAUCGGUGGAAGCCAAGAGGUACAAAAUCUAUCCCUUAGCCCUGAGUCCCAUUUAUGAGGAUGACAGUUCACAGGAGGACGUUCUCUCCAGUGAGGUCUCGCCUGGUCACCAUGGCUCCAACAAGUCAAGGGAGAGCGCAAACCAGCCCUCGUCUGUCCUAUCCCUCCUGCAGUCCGUAUCCGAGCGCUUGCAGAGAAACUUUGAUGGAGAUGACAGAGAGGCGGCUGAGGAAGAGGAGGAGGAAGCGGCAGCGGCGGCAGCUUCGGGGAAAGGUUUGAGAACUGAAAGGAAGGAGCGUGUUACCUUCCACUUGCCAGAUCCUUCCGUCCCCUUUUACCCUGACGAUGACCAGGAACGCGCUGGGAUUUCAAAGUCUUACAUCGAGUUCAGUGAACCGACGACCUCCAGUCUGCAGCACGGCCUGUGGCCAGAAAAGGCGUCAUUUCUCCAAAAAUCGGAUCUGACUUCUAAGUUGCACUCUUCUUUGAAGAGCGCCUAUCAUCAGUACUUGCAGACUUCCAGGACCCACUCCUCGGAAACAGGGACCAGAUUUGGUGGCAGCCUUCAGGAGCCGGUGUCCAAGUAUUUCCGCGUUCAGGACCACGCAGGCAGAUUGAGUCCAUAUAUGGAGAAAGUUGACAAACAAACUCUGAAGUGUAAUCCAAGGCCUGGAAAGAUGAUAAUUUAUGAUCUCCAUGGAAGUAAAUAUAAACAAGAGGUCUACUGUAACAUCCCUGAUGCUACAACAUGGUCUUUCCCGAAUGGGGCACUGAUAAAAGUUGUAAGGGGCUGCUGGAUUUUGUAUGAGAAGCCCCAUUACCAAGGUCAGAAGUGCGUGCUGGAAGAAGGGGAAAAGGUGUUGAACCGGGACUGGCUCCUUCAGAGCAGGAAGCACCCAGACAGAAACUUCGUCCUGGGCUCCAUCAAACGCGUCCUAAAGGACUGCAGUAUUCCGGAGAUCGAGCUGUGGCCCAAGUCUGACCCUGGGUGUGGCCCCGUCUACAUACACCGGUCUGUGCCCAAUCUGGAAGAGCUGAACAUCCCCAAGUCUACGUCCUUCGCCGUGAAGUCUGGAGUUUGGCUGGCCUACCCAGAUAUUAAUUUUAAGGGGCAAGCUACAAUUUUGGAGGAAGACCAGGGGCUCUUCGAGAUUUCUGCAGCAGAGAUGAAAUCACUGCAUCCUCUUCAAAUGGGUGGGCUGAAAGUGGAAAUGCCUAUGAACUUAAAGGUUAUCAUUUAUGAGAGACCUCACUUCCGUGGACAUACCAAAGAAUUUAGUGAACAUAUAGAUUCUGUCCCUAAGUUUCUAAAGAGUGAUAAGGACUUCCAUGGCAUUGGAUCAAUUCGUGUCAUUGGUGGAGUGUGGGUUGCCUACGAAAAGGAACAUUUCAAAGGCCAGCAGUUCCUAUUAGAAGAAGGAGACUUUGAAGACAGCAGCACCUGUGGGGCAUUAAGUGCACCCAUCAUGUCUUUCCGGUACCUACAAGCUAAUUUUAUAGAAUCUUCAAUCACACUGUUUGAAUCUGACCUAGAAAGUGGGAAGUUUAUUGACAUUACGAAUCAGGAAAUUUCUGACUUAGAAGAAAUCGGCUUUGGCAGCGAAACAAGAUCCAUUCACGUGAAGAGUGGCGUGUGGGUUGCCUACCACCAGAAGUUCUUCUGUGGAGAUCAGUACAUUUUAGAGAAAGGAAAAUAUAAAUGCUUUUUUGAUUGGGGAGGAUCAAGUAACACAAUCUUGUCAAUCCGACCAAUCCAACUGGAGCCACUUGGGAUAAAUGAGCCUCCACACUUGCUCAAAGCGUUCAGUAAAGCAGACUUCCAAGGAGAGUGUAUCGAUUUCAUAAAAGAAUGUGCUGACCUGACCUCGUUCACGCCGGCGUCCUUUAAGGUUCUCCGUGGCUGCUGGCUCCUGUAUUACCAAGAAGACGGUUUCUAUCAUCAGUGUGUACUAGAAGAGGGCCUCUACGUUGACCUCACUUCCUGCGGCUGCCCAGCAGCUAGAGUCAGAGCGCUCAAGCCCAUUGACUAUGUGUUUGAAGAACCUUCCAUCAGCCUUUUUGCUCUGGAACAUUGCGAGGGAAGAGAGCUACAUCUUGAAGAUGCUGUGAAUUCCGUUUUGAACAAGGACCUACAUUUCUAUACCCAGUCUGUGUGGAUAAAGAGUGGCUUGUGGAUAGCUUAUGAAGGUUCCAAUUUCUUGGGAAGGCAAAUCCUCCUUGUGCCUAACGAGAUCCCAAAUUGGACAGCAUUCAGUGGGUGGAAAACGAUCGGUUCCGUGCGCCCUAUGAAGCAGCCUGCAGUGUACAUCAGAAUAAGGAACCGAGCCCAGGAUGAAUAUUUAACAGUCACCGGGAACCCAGCAGAUGCACGGACGAUGUCUGUAUGCAUCUCUCCCUACAGUGGGAAGGACACUCAGAUCUGGCACUACUGCCGAGGACUCUUUAAAUCCAAGGCCAAUGAUACAUGUCUUGAUGUGAUUGGAGGCCGGGACACUCCUGGAGCCAAGGUAGCCUUGUGGACUGAACAUGGGCAGUUCAGGCAGAAGUGGAGGAUGAACAGAAAUGGAACCAUCAGCUCCUAUCUCAGUGAUGAGCUUGUCCUGGAUGUUAAAGGAGGAAACUAUUAUGACAAGACUCAUGUCAUUGUAAAUCAGCCCCUGGAGGGAGAAGAAACACAGAAAUGGGACAUUGAAAUCUUGUGAGGGAGUCACAGAAGCACCUCUACCCACUCAGGCCCUGUGUGCAAGGGAAGGAAGCUGCUGUGUUCACACCACUGCACUGCACACAGAAAGAACUUCCUCCCAAGUGGUGAAACUGCUGCUCCAUGGAAAAGCUAAAAUAUCCUCCCCGGUUAUGGAGUGUCCUUGUGAAGAAAACGUAAUUAUUUCUUUUCCUGAUGGAUCCGGUUAUAGUGACCACUCUCUUGAAACCUCUUUUCUCUCCUAAGCACUAACCAGGCAUUCUGUUCUCGAUGGCGCUAAAUUCUCUGGACAGUGCUGUUGUACGCAUUAGUUAGUAGGCUGUUGUCCUGUUCCUGAGGAAGAUGAGUCAUUUUUAGCACCACCUGAAGACUUAUUUUUAAAAAGCUUUCAUAUUAAGCUGCUGCUGUAUUAAAACCUUAGUUUCUAUAUAGAAACUUUGUAACUAAAACACCCAUAAGUAUUUAUAUUCUUUAAUUACCUGACCCGGAGGAGGGACCUUGGCUUCUUGAGGCAAAAGGCACUAACUAGUACUUUUUGUGGUGUGACCAAUCUUUACUGUUUUUCUAACUACAAAUGUAUGAACAUCUUUGGAGUGAGUGCCCAGCUGGCAGCCCAGUGUUCACUAACAUACCCUGGGGUGACAAGACUGAGUCCCUCAGUCUAACAGCUGAACAUCUCCCUGGAGUGAAGCACUACACACGAGUUCAGACAAAGCAAACAGGGCUUCUCCUUUGUCUGCCACCUGAACUUUGUCUAUUUGGUGACAGACAACGAAGUUUUACUCCAAUUUUAAACAAUUGCAGCUAAGCAAACGCAGGUAUAGAGGCACUACCAUCACCUGCAGUUAUAGGCCAGCAGCCUUCUCCCUCCUGAGAUGGACUUAAUUCAGACAGCCACUGCUUUCAGUCCCAAUUUUGGCCAGAAAGAAAAAAAAUACUUAUUUUUACAGAAAUUCUCCAGCAAUAUUUUUAAAACUACCAACUUGUAUGCACUUUAGAAUGUAAAAUAACAGUGGAUACUUAAGACUCAAAGAGCCGCCACCUACUUUGAUUAUUUUUUAUACACUUGGUUUUUCCAUGUAUAUAUACUGGCCUUUUUUUUUUUAAAUCUCUGGCUCUUCUGUCAUCUUCCAAGAAGCAUCCGAGAGCCCUGCACAGCCACAGAUGCCAGGUCCUGCUUAUGGGCGUGGCAGUAUUACAUGAAACAUGUUUAUUUUAAUGGAGAAGGGGUCAUGUAUGCUCAAAGAUAUGUAUAUUUUCAUUGUAAAAAAAAAACAACUUUAUUCAUGUUUUAAUUGUUAAAAAAUAUUUUGGAGCCAAGGAUGCUCUUUAAAGGCGUUAUUUCUUCCAAAGAACCAAGACAAGCCAGGUUAAUGACAUAAUUCUAUAUGACAUAUGUACUGGAGUUGUGCCUUUUCUACAACACUGGAUUAAAUAAACUUGUCCAAAGUA